This is a messenger RNA of Dimorphilus gyrociliatus, 2803 nucleotides long. NCBI's taxonomy places the organism in Eukaryota, Metazoa, Annelida, Polychaeta, Dinophilidae. The record is from the annotation of a GenBank genome assembly.
AUAUACGCAUGCGUAGUAUAACUGGCCGGGUUACAAGGAACAGUGUACAUAGGCUAUCGUUGUUUUGACGCGAUACAGUCUCGAAUGAAAUCUACAAAGAAACUACUGCAUUUUAGUUAUCGUAAUUCUGCAGUUUAUCAGCUUGGCUGUUAUAGAUUUGAGCUCUAACUUCACAACAUAAUUAUUUGAUAUUCAAGAAAAUACAACAAUCUAAAGUGAGUUGUUGCAACAUAUUAUUUGCAGGAUGAAAAGCUGUAUUUGCAUGACGAGUUUAAUGAACAAUUGUAUUGUUAAGCGUUCAAUAAAAACGAAAAUUCGUAUGCAGUAUAUUGAGUAUGUAAAUUUUCGCCAUAUUAACCUUGACCCAAGAACAAUUUUUAAAACGGUUUAUCUACGAUUUUAUAUAUCAAUAUGAAUUUUGGUCAUUACACUUUUAACCCUGCUGAACAUUUGUGGUAGCUCGAAUCAUUUUCUUAAAGUAGUUGAACGAAUUUCACAAUUAACCUUUGUUAAAACUGUUUAUAUUGAUCAAUGUGCUGUCAAAUAAUAAAAAAAACAUAGUACUAGACCACAAGGCCGACUAUUUGUGGAGUAAGCGUAUACCUACCAAAAUAAAACAGGUACGUGACGAGGUCAAAUGAAAGUCACUUAGAGUGAUCAAAGUAAAUAUCAACAAUUGUUUAAGCAUAUUCGAUAUCGAAUUAAAAUAUACUGGCAAAAAUAUUAUAACCUUCAGAAAUAACCCUCUCCUCUCAACAGGAAUAUGGAAGACAACGAAGAUAUACUUAUCUUUCCCUUAACUGAUCUGGUUAACAACAAUGUAGAGGAUUCAGAGGAACGUCAAGAUGAGACACCUAAAAAGAAAGUGCAAUUGUCUCUUCGUCAACGUCGAAGAUCCAGGGCUGUGCCUUUUAAAAUGCACUUGAACUUGCUUGAGCAAUCUCAUCAACCACUCUCAGCCGUACAUGUGGAGAAAACUUCUUCACCGAGAUCUCAUUGGCUUUCUGCUUUGCGCAAAUUAAAGACAAUGAAAGAUCCAUGGCUUGAAUUUCACAUUGAAAACCAUCCAACAGAAACUUGCAAAAGACAUCGUUAUAACGCUCUAAAAAAGAAAUGGGUUGUUGAUGAUAUUGAAGUGAAAAUGGAAUCUGUGCCAUUCAACCACGGAGCUUUAAGAGAGUGCUUCAGACUCAAAAAGUUGUCAUCGUGGACAAAUCGGCACGAUUGGAAGCAUGCUCAUAACUACGUUUCUAAAAGGUACAUGGAAGAAGUGGAGAGAGAAGUUUAUUUUGAGGAUGUGCAACUACAGAUGGAUGCUAAAUUAUGGGGUGAAGAAUAUAACCGUCAUAAGCCCCCCAAAAAAGUUGAUAUAAUGCAAAUGUGCGUUAUAGAAUUUACAUCUCGACCAGGUUCACCUCUUUAUCAUUUGGAGCAUUUCAUAGAGGGCAACUACAUAAAGUACAAUUCUAAUUCGGGAUUUGUCGAUGAGCACAUCAGGUCUACUCCUCAAGCUUUCUCUCAUUUUACAUUUGAGAGAUCUGGUCAUCAACUGAUUGUUGUCGAUAUACAAGGAGUAGGUGAUUUAUGGACUGAUCCCCAAAUACACACUGUCAAUGGGUCGGAGUACGGAGAUGGUAAUCUUGGAACAAAGGGAAUGGCUUUAUUUUUUCACUCACAUACUUGUAAUUCUAUUUGUGAUAGCAUGGGUUUGUCAAAGUUUGAUUUAGCUCCAAAUGAAAUUGCUAUUCAACAGAAGUUUGUUCAAAUGCAUAAAACUGCAGAAACUCGCCUGAAAGGGCAACUAGAGCAUUGUGUUAGUCCUUCUCCAACAGAUCGAAUUGAUCUAACAUCAUUUUUAGCCAAAUCUCGAUUUCGAUCAAUAUCUUCUUGUUCGACGGGAUCUGAUGGCAUGCAUGAACCUGUGAGUCCUAUGAGUGAUAAACCUGAAAACUCGCCACCCGUUGAUGAACCGAUGCAUAGUGUUUCGCCACCUCAUUGGAUUAAUAAUGGUCGUCGUACUCGAUUUUACAGCGAAAGUAGUGAUAGUAAUACGAGCUCCAUUACGGAAGAAGAAGAAAGGAUCCGUUUUCACCAGGCAUUUAGCCACCAUGCAAGACCUUCAUGCUUCGCUCAAGAGUUAAACUUUCGUCUUAGCAAAGAUCAUCGAUCAACAGAUGAUUCAAUAUUGGGACAAAUUCAUCACGAAAUGGCGAAAUAUCAUGAAAUAGGUCGUUUAGUGGUUAAAGAAGGUGACGAACCUGAUGAGGAAUCCGCUCUCUAUCACGAGCAAAACGCUGCCGAGUUAGGCGUUAUGGAGGCUAUUUUAACCAUGGCCUAUUUGCAUUUAGAUAUGCAACGUGAUUUUCUUGUUAAUGUAUGUGUUGAACCAACUGAUGAAAAUAUUGCUAAGGGAGUUGAAUAUAUGUCAACUGCAGCAGACGCAGGAGAUAGGUCAGCGAUGCUGUUUCUUGCUAGAGCCUAUGAAACUGGAGAUAAUUUAGGCCCAAACAGAAAGAGAUGCCACAAGAAAGCUGUCAGCUAUUAUCGAGAUGCUAUUGAGAGAACUGAAGAGGACGAAAGUGGAGCUUUCGAUUCGACUAUGGAUGACCCUUUGUAUAGUCUAAAAGCUAAAUUAGCUGAACUGUAUCUUGAAGGAAAUUAUGGUUUGGAGUCGGAUCCGGAGACUGCUGCUGGUUUAUUUAAUGAGGCAGCUGAUGCAGCAAUGGCUUCAAUGAAAGGUAGAUUGGCUAAUAAAUAUUAUGCAAGAGCAGAGGAAGCUUGGUCUCUUGUCACCGAGGAAUAA